UCUGCGUUAUUUAUGCCUAAUUGCAUCGACCCCCGUUGGGUCGUCGUCAGUGCGCAAAUGAUCUCGUAAAGCUUCCGCGUGGAUUUAAUGGUGUUACAUUUCGUCGCUUUUUUCGAGAAGAGAUGUACGCGAGCUUCCCAUGCUGAAUUUAUUUGAUCAUCAUAAGAACUGAAAAUUGCAUCAUCAAACACAACUGACGCUCGCCACAACGCACACCAUAAGGACCAUUCACCGCAGACAUCGUUCAGCUUCAGCUUCAGUGAUGAUUAGCCGUAUAAGCAACAAAAUUUCGUGCUCUAGCCAAACGAUCCAACCGAAAUCCAGCUUGAAGUAGAUAGCUGCUCCCAAAAACCACACGCCACCCACAAAGAAGCAUGAUGAUGGAAUCAUCAUGUUGACUAGACGCGAAUAGUGCCACUAGUCACACCCUCUUCGCCGUUGCUACUUUUGAAAGUUACUGCUCCCGAAAGCUUUGUUACUGGCAGCUGCACGAAACUGCAACGGUGAUGGCAUAACGGGAGUGUCCGACAGACUGACAAACGGAGCCCGCCUUUCAAAUUUAGUGCAAGUGGCCACCCAGAUGAGACGGGAGCAGAUCUUCAAAUUUGGCUGCCACCACAACCACUCGACGAGAGACGUCGACCAAGCCAACGAAGAAGAAGAACCGGAGGACGACGAAGAAAAAUCUGCUGCCAGUAUUUAGUGCUCAAAAAGCUGCGAUAAAAUAAAACCGAAAAGAAAAAAAUCCAAAUAGCACAAAUUGAAACUGACAAGCUUAUCGCGCCAUCCAGCCAAUCUCAGAAGAAGAACGACAGACGGCAUCGCGACGAGUUUUGCAACAACGCCAUCUACAACGACUUCAACGAGUAUCAUCCCUUAGACACAGAGGGAGACAUUCAAAUCGAGAAGCAGUCAUCUCACCGUCAUCUUUCGUCAUCCUUUGCGGUAUCCGAGGACCUUAACUGCUACCGAGGACCAUUUCCGCUACUGGUGCCAUCGCUGCUUUCGCUUUGCUGUUGUUUGAAAUCGCAUCGAGAAGUGUGAAACUUAAGCACCAAGGUCGCCAUUUUUUUCUUAGGAUCUACGCGCCUCAUCGAGGGAAUUGCUUGCAGAAAUUAAUUUAUCGAUUCUGCGGAUCGGGCGGAAUUGUUCAUUAUUUGCUGCUGCUGCCUGACGCCUGGAGUUUCUUCUGCUUUGCAAAGCAGAACGCGACAAAGAAUCGUAAAUUUGUUUAAGAUUCCAGAACAUCAACAAUUCUCCAUCAUUGCGCUCUGCUACAACAGUCAGCAAACACAAGACACAACAGCACCAUCAUAUUCUUCGGCGUCAAGAGUGAACGAAAAAGAGAGUUCAACUUCCAUUUUUAAGUGAAGAGAGAGAAGAAGAAACAGCAAUUGGGUGGGUGGCUUUCGCAAAAAAAGAAACCAUUCCUACAGAAGAAGACAUGAAAACUGAACAUACUGUACUGCUGCAAUCACAAAAGCUUCCCAACGUGACGUGAAAAAGUGUAAAUCGUACAGCAGAACCGUGAGAAAUUUCGCCCUUAUUUCUUGGUUUUUGUUUGUUUAGUUGAUUCGAUCCGAAUCGGGGUUCCUUUCUUUCAUUCGUGAGCGUCAUUUCGUUUUUGCCAUGAAGAUGAGAUUGGGUUUCUCUAGUGUGGGAUACGUGAGGACGAGUUCUUGUAAAUUGGUGGGUAAAUAAAAAAAAGUGCUUCUUAUUGUAUGGUGCUAUUCGUUUGAUAAAAAGGGAGCAAAGUUCAAUUCAUACAAGAAAAAAGAUCAAAGUGAGGGGAGAUUAGUGGUGUUGGGUGAAGUGAGAGCAAUAGAAACGUUGCAAAGUUCAAGUGAUAGGAUUUAGAGGACAAAUCGAAGCUCGAGGCACGGAGAAGAAACAGAGUUCAAGAAAGUAAUCUUAAUUUUAAACACCCCCUUCUAUAAGAAUAUUAUGCCAAAGUGUUGGAAAAGAAAACCGACGGGCUAUGUUUGUGAUGCUGUCAGUUCGCACAACAGCCACCGUUCGUGAACGGCCAGCCGAAACGGUCAAGAAGGCAAUCAACAUAAACCAGCUGAUCAAGAAUCUGAACAACCGGAAGAACAAAAGCCAAAAGCAGAAGCAGAAAAUUGGUAACAGCAGCAGUAACAGCAUCAGCAGUAGCAGUAGCAACAACACCAACAGCCUCAACAACGCGACAGCAGUUGACCGUUGCGGCAAGAAGAGCAACAACCAAAUCUGUGGUGCCGAAAGUGACAGCCCAAGCGAUCAGAAGAAUCGACGGAGAGACAAGAACAGCUACCAAAAGACAACCGAAAAGACGACCGACAAGGCACCGAUAGCGAUCGCAACAGCAGCAGUGGCAGCAACGCCAACGCCGGUCAAGACGCCGCAUCGGACCACGUCGAACCACCCGAUUCCACAGCGACUAGGCCAGAUUCCGGAGGAGGACAAUAAGCAAGAGGAGGCGAACGCAGAGCCACAGCAGGAUCACCAGGAGAGCGCAAACCAGAACCAACCGGCACAGCAGUACCAACAGCAAACUCAGCAAGAGCAUCAGCAGUCACAGCAAGAACAGCAACAACACUCCAAGACCAAGUUUCUGCUGCCGGAGUUGAACAAUUUCAGGAAGCCACCGACAGUACAGGUACCAGUGGCGACCAUACUGAACGAUCUUAGCCCCGUGCCUGCGCCAGCCAAAGUCACGAAUAAAAUCUCCAACUCGAACCCUAUGAGUCCUAUGAACCCCGCCGGGCUACAAAGUAACUCGCCGGACGUUAAGGCCAUGCGGUACUACAGACUGUGGAUCUACACAUGCAACGCUGUGCUCUUGAUGGCGGUAAUUGUAUUCUGUGGCGUUGCGGGCAAAAUUCUACUCUCCGACUACAAGCGCUUGCUGGUGAACGGGCUCAGUCUGACGCAGCCGAGCUUCAUUUACGCGUACCUAGCGCUGCUGGUGCAAUCAGGUUUCUUACAACUGAUAGGGUGUCUUGGUGCCUUACGACUAUCGGAGAAAUUAUUAAACGCUUACUGGUUGCUUUUACUCGUAUUGUUAAUAGGGGACGCCAUGUUGGGCAUAUUUUGGAUGUUCAAGUUCGACCGGGUGAUGCACGAGCUGCAGCCGAUGCUGAAAUCUCGUCUAGCCAAUGAAUAUGGAAAUUCAAUCGAAUUAACCGAUCUCUGGGAUCGGCUGCAAAGCGAAGGACGAUGCUGCGGCGUCACUGGACCACAAGACUUCCCGAAUCUGGUGAAUCGAACCUACCCGGAUUCGUGCUGUGCGGCGGACAUUGCUGAGCAGAUCAGCAUAUCGCGAAGGCCGCUGGCGUCUGCCGUAGUCUACCGGAGCGAGGAGCUGGACGAAAUGACGACGACCAACCGCAACCUUAGUGAUAUCAGCGACGUGUGGAGUCUGAUAACGGCUCCCAGCAGCAGUAGCAAUAGUAUCGUGAUUGGUGGCAAUGGGAGUGGAAGUGGUGGAGGGAGCGGGAGUAGUAUAGGUGGUAGUAGUGGUAGCAGUGGGAGUGGUGGAAGUACGAGUGCCAUAAGCAGCAGUAGUAGCAGUUUGGGGAUUCGCAGCAGUAGCAGUAGGGGAGGGGGAGGUGACAGCGGAGCGGGCGUCAGGACGAUCGUGACGUGUCGAGCGGUAUAUCCACAGGGCUGCACCGAUCGAAUCGUAUCCUGGCUCCGGCACACGGCGGACAUUUUGUUCGUGCUGGGCUACUGUGUGAUAGCGUUUCUGAAGCUCUGCUUCCUUGGCAUUCUCCGGUACGAGAUCAAGGAGAUGAUUCAGAAAAUCAAACUGCUCCAAACGGAAAUGGCCGGGGCGAUCCUCAAUGGGGUCGAACAGGAACAGGUCCAACAGUUUACCUUGUUGCAGCAGGUAACGAGUACAUCGAUCAACGGGGGAAUCCACGCCGAGCCAAAAGUGGGCAAUCGAGAUCGGGAGCGGACGCGGAUAGAGGCUGCGGAAAGUGAGCGGGAAUCGCUGCUGAACACCCAGCAGGAGAACACCCCGAAGCUGCUCAAGCACAAACAGCUGUACACCUGUAUCAACGAGCAGCAGCACGUCUGCGGAAGUGGGAGUGGGAGUGGUGGAGCUACUUCCGGUGGCGGAAGUGGGGGAGGGGGAGGAGGCGGAGUUCCCGGAUGUGGCGGGUGUGAAUCCGAUACCAACUCGAACUGUGCCCUGAUAGUGGAGGAUAAUAAUACUUCGCUGCUGUCUUCCACGGCCGGCGCGACCAAGACAAUAAACGGCAACAACAACUACGAGCUGAGCGAGUUCGACAGUAAGGCGCCUACCUACAGGCUCCUGAACGCUCCGACGGUAACUAGGAUCUGACUACGGUAUUAUCUCGAGCAACUGUUUGGCGAUCGCUGGCGGAAAGCGAGACCAAACGCCCGAGCAGGAGGACGUAACGCCGGGACGGGAGCCGGAGUUGGCGGUGGCGAGGAUCUCCGGGGCCACACCUGUCAACAGCUGCAACAACAGCAAGAACAAUACCAACAGUUGCCGCAUCCUCUGCAGCUAAUGCAGCAGGACAGUGCCAGCAGUAGGGAAGGUCGAAGGAACAGUGCGGUGCCUCGGUUACAGAGCAUCACCGGGAGUAGUGUACUGAGCGGAAGUGGAGGCAGCAGCGGUGGAGUUCUGGACAGUGCUGGUCAAGAGGACGUUGAAGGAGAAGGUUGUGGGAGUACGACGGCAACGGCCGGCAGCAGUACCAGUAGUAACGAAGGUGUUGCCGGUGGUGGGAGGUCGAGUAGUUCAACCAGGCGCAAAUCCCGGAUAACGUACGAUCGGGAGCAGGGCGUUCGCUACUACCGAGGUACCGCCACGACCGACAGUAACGAUUGUGAUUGUGAAGAUAUCUGAAGACGACCUGUGCGGCGCACGACACAGAACGACACGUAACGUGUGCACGUGCGUGCAAAUGUGUGUGUGGGCGAGAGAGUGACUUAGAGAAAAAAUCCAAAACGAAUCAACUGUGAGAAAAUCGAAGCUGUGAACGUUAAGUUUUGUGCAAAGAUUUAUGUUUCCAAACGUACGCACCAAUUCAUCCCGUUAAAAUAAGUGAUCAUCAUUACCAUGUGUGGUCGGUGUCUCUCCGUGUUCCAGUACAACAUCGAUCGUCUUAAGUGACUCUUCACCCACUUAGCGGUUAAGAAGCGAGGGGAAAGGGUUCGAAAUGGCGCCGGUUCUCCAACGUAGUAAGUAAGUUAAGUUCCCACAUCGUCAGAGCCAUUCAGUGAUUGUAAAGAAGCAUAGCAGUU
Molecule: messenger RNA, 5259 nt
Organism: Aedes aegypti (yellow fever mosquito)
Lineage: Eukaryota; Metazoa; Arthropoda; Insecta; Diptera; Culicidae
Exons: 13
Coding region: 1979-4330 (783 amino acids)
Cellular component (GO): membrane
Source: RefSeq, a predicted model, not a curated record